AUGUCAAUGAACCUCGACUUCCUAGACAUCCAGCAAAUCUCCCAACACCACCUCCGCAACACCGUCAUGGUCCUCACCCGCGACAUCCCCUCCCUCGAAAACAUCCAAGACAACAUGCCCUUCUCCGACGAAGACGACACCACCACUGCUUAUCCAACUUACCUCCCCGUUCCGGCCCUCGUCGCCAGAAACAUCACCAUCACCAGCGGUGGUGAAGAAAGCAAGUCACGAGUCGUGGGCUACGCCUUCCUAGACCCCUCUCGCAAGAGCACGAUGGACGUGAAGAAUAUGGCGAUGGGGGUUGGAAAGUGGAUUGAUACGGCGAAUCUGCGGUUUGAUGUUCCUGAUGAUGCUGGCGAUGGUGAUUCUAGCAGUGGUAAUGAUAGUGGCUACGGUGGUGGAGACGGUGAUGGUGAGGGUAGUGAGGCGGGUAGUGUUGAAAGUGAGGGCAGUGCUGGCAGUGAAGGAAGCGAGGCGAGUCAUGGCAGCUAUGGCAGUCAGGGCAGUCAGGGCAGCCAAACCAGCGUGAGUAGUGCGGGAAGUGGCCACAAUAGCGACAACGAUGAAGAGGAAGACAGUGACGACGAAGAAAAUGACUGGGACGACGACGACGACGACCCAUACGGAGAAGUCGAAGACGACGACUUCGAAUUCGAUUGA
Messenger RNA from Aspergillus glaucus CBS 516.65, 660 nucleotides. RefSeq lists its product as uncharacterized. NCBI's taxonomy places the organism in Eukaryota, Fungi, Ascomycota, Eurotiomycetes, Eurotiales, Aspergillaceae. The transcript has 2 exons. The record is from RefSeq and is a predicted model, not a curated record. The coding region runs from base 1 to 660 and encodes 219 amino acids.